AUGGCGACCUCCCCUCUCCUCACACUCAUCUCACUCGCUCUCCUACUAGCCACGUUUCCACCAGCCAUGUCUCUCGUGCCGACCCUGGAAGAACAGGCAGGAGCCCUCCUCGCCUGGAUAUCCACACUCCAAAGCCACCCAGCCCAGCUGCAAAACUGGGGAAGGGGAAACAACGGUACAUGGCCAUGCAGCUGGCAUGACAUCAUGUGCAGCAAGCAUCCGGGGAAGGGGAAACAAUGCAAGCAUCCGGUGAAGGUGAUCACCGAGAUCUCUCUGCCGGGGCUGCGGCUGAGGGGGGACCUCGGCACCCUCAACUUCACGGCGCUGCGUACUCUUACGAGUAUCCACCUCUUCAACAAUCAGAUAAGGGGCUCCCUCCCACCCGCUUUAGCAUCACCCUUGCCUAACCUGCGGCACCUAAUGCUCCAGGAGAAUGAACUUUCCGGUGAAAUACCAUGGCAAAUAAAACACCUAGAGAGUCUAGUGGGGCUUGACUUGUCAGCCAAUCACUUAUCUGGUCCCAUCCCCACUGAACUAGGCUACCUACAGAAACUAAUUAGUGUAGAUUUAACGAGCAACAACCUCACAGGCCAUAUUCCAAGAAGUUUAGGGAAGCUCACUAAACUCACUCUCUUGUACCUUGGUGAUAACAAACUCUCUGGAUAUAUUCCUCAAGAACUAGGUCAUCUCUUGAAUUUGCAAGAGUUGUCUCUUAGGCAAAACAACCUCACCAGUUCCAUCCCUGAUACUUUUGGGGGUUUGAUUAACCUCACCGCCUUGUACCUAUGGGGUAACCAACUUUCCGGGCAUAUUCCUCCAGAAUUAGGGCACCUCGUAAGUCUGAAAAUAUUAGAUCUUAACUUCAACAAACUCAAGGGUUCCAUCCCCGAUACCUUCGGGUGUCUCAUUAACCUCACUGUUCUGUAUCUAUGGGAUAAUCAACUUUCCGGUCAAGUCCCUCGAGAACUAGGUUACCUACUGAAUCUUGAAGAUUUGGAUCUUAACAAGAACCAACUCAUGGGAUCCAUCCCCCCUACAUUUGGGAAUUUGACUAAGCUCACGACAUUGUACCUUUACCGUAAUCAAUUCUCAGGGUAUCUUCCUCGAGAACUAGGUUACUUGGUGAAUCUACAAAUGUUGGAUCUUAGCACGAACAAACUCAUGGGUUCCAUUCACGAUUCCUUUGGUGGUUUGAUUAGCCUCAUUGGCAUGUAUCUAUGGGAUAACCAACUUUCCUGGAAAGUUCCUCCAGAACUAGGUUACCUGGUGAAUCUGGAAGAUUUGGAACUUAACAAGAACCAACUUUCUGGGUGUAUUCCUCGAGAACUAGGUAAACUUGCCAAUUUAAAAGCAUUGAAUCUUGGCAAAAACAACCUCGUAGGUUCCAUCCCCAACUUCUUUGGAAAUUCGAGUAAGCUCACUACCAUGUUCCUUGCUGAUAAUCAGUUCUCUGGAUACCUUCCACAAGAAAUAGGUUUCCUGGUGAAUUUACAACGGUUGGAUGUUAGCACAGACAAAUUGAUAGGUUCUAUCCCCGAUAUCUUUGGAAAUUUGACAAAGCUCACCACCCUGCAACUCAGUUACAAUCAAUUAUUUGGACAAGCUCCUCGAGAAAUUGGCACCUUAAUGGAUCUUGAGCUACUGCAGUUGGAUGGUAACAAUAUAUCUGGUCACUUGCCACCUGAGUUGUGCGCUGGAGGCUGGCUGAAGAAUUUAACUGCAUCUGAUAACAACCUGAAUGGACAACUACCAUCAAGUUUGAUACACUGCAGAAGCCUAGUCAGAGUUUGUCUGGAAAGGAAUCAAAUAGAGGGAUAUAUCUCUGCUUUAGGAGUUCACCCAAAUCUUGUGUAUAUGGAUAUGAUCUCAAAUAAACUGUUUGGCCAAUUAUCGUAUACCUGGGGGCAAUGUCGUAAUCUUUUGAUGCUACGCAUCUCAAACAACAACCUUACAGGGAGGAUACCCGCAAGUAUGGGGAGACUAUCUCAGAUAGGGCUUCUUGACCUUUCAUCAGACAAGCUUGAAGGAAAUAUUCAUUGUUGGUAAUGGUACUUCUACGAGAGUGAAAUCAGUCUUCUUCCAAAGGACAAAAUUCAUUGUUGGUAAUGGCACUUCUACGAGAUUCUGAGAGGAUACGUGGUUAGGGGAGACGCCUCUAGCUCUCCAAAUUCUUCUCUCUAUAAUAUUGUUCAGCGUAGAGAUGCUUACGUUGCAAUAGUAUUACAGUCCAACCAUCUAAAUAUUCAA
Messenger RNA from Triticum aestivum (bread wheat), 2247 nucleotides. Its product is annotated as leucine-rich repeat receptor-like serine/threonine-protein kinase At1g17230. Gene Ontology annotation, molecular function: protein binding. NCBI's taxonomy places the organism in Eukaryota, Viridiplantae, Streptophyta, Magnoliopsida, Poales, Poaceae. The record is from RefSeq and is a predicted model, not a curated record. The coding region runs from base 1 to 2046 and encodes 681 amino acids. The transcript is spliced from 2 exons.